Messenger RNA from Daucus carota subsp. sativus, 846 nucleotides. RefSeq lists its product as uncharacterized. The transcript is spliced from 5 exons. The record is from RefSeq and is a predicted model, not a curated record. The coding region runs from base 114 to 590 and encodes 158 amino acids. Lineage: Eukaryota; Viridiplantae; Streptophyta; Magnoliopsida; Apiales; Apiaceae.
ACCUGACGGAAAUGCUCUGCGUCUUAUAAAUCUUGCAAAGUGACGAUCAGAAAAUAUAUCAAACGAAAGCAAAUCGGAAACUGCUGGAGCUCGCUGGAACAAGUCUCGGCGAGAUGGGUUUCUUAUCUUUCUUCGGAAGGCUUCUCUACGCCUCUUUUUUCAUCCUUUCUGCUUGGCAAAUGUAUAAUGAAUUUGGUGAUAAUGGUGGUCCAGCGGCGAAAGUAUUUGCUCCCAUGGUAUCUGAUUUUCAGAGACUUGUAAAGUCUAAGUUAGAUAUUUCUCCUACUAUCAGUGACAAAGAUAUUGUCCUAUUCUCUCUAUUAUCAAAUGGAAUUGGAGGUUUACUAUUUAUAUUUGGCAGUCGAAUCGGUGCUUAUCUCUUGAUGUAUAACCGGGUGCUUGCCAUUGCUUCCAUAUGGCACGGGUACUACUUCAACAAGGGCAUUACCAAGUCAGAUUUGGAGGCAAUACAGGCAGACUUUUUGCUGAAUUUUGCACUUUUUGGCGCUUUGAUGUAUUUCAUAGGCAUGAAGAACUUAAUUCUAAGCAAGCAAACUAGAAGGAAGCUCGUGAGACCAAAGACAGCUUAAUGAAAUUUGCACUUGCGUGAAUAUGUGCAAGCUUCUGGAUGUUAUGUAGAUUGAUUUGUGAAUCUUGUGUACACCCAAUAUAGUUGUCAAUCUUUGGUGAUGUGAUUUACCAUUUUCUAGAGUAAUUUCAUUCAAAAUUAAAUAGAUAUGUAUGUUUUUGCCUUUUCUAGAUACAGAGACUCUAGUGAAUACAUGUAUAAGAUACAGUGCUAUAAUAUUAAGCUGCCUCAAUAUUGAAAGGUACAUUGUUGCAUCA